Messenger RNA from Oncorhynchus mykiss (rainbow trout), 1808 nucleotides. It is a transcript of the gene psmb8a, whose product is annotated as proteasome 20S subunit beta 8A. NCBI's taxonomy places the organism in Eukaryota, Metazoa, Chordata, Actinopteri, Salmoniformes, Salmonidae. Gene Ontology annotation, cellular component: cytoplasm; proteasome core complex. The record is from RefSeq and is a predicted model, not a curated record. Gene Ontology annotation, molecular function: threonine-type endopeptidase activity.
AAAUGUGUGAUACGUUUUCAGUCAGUUUACUGUAUAUUGUUGUGAAAAAUCACGUCAAAUCUUAAUAACUAUUCACAGUUGUUUAUCCGUAUGAUUAGGGGUGGUUAGGCUAUUGUCAAAUAAUACUCGGAAUGAGUACGCAUAUUAUAAGCAACAGUUGGGUUACUUUUUCGAUUAGGAAUGAAAAUUUAUAUUAAAAACCCUUUCGGUUUCGUUUGGAUUCGGAAAUAUAUUUCCUUGACGCGUCAGAGCGAAGUCAAGCUGUAUUUUCGCUUUCAAAUUUUAUUAAGAUACAGUACAUUCUUAUAUUUGAUUUAAUCAUUAUGGCACUUUUCGACGUAAGUGGUUAUAAAUCGCACGCGGGACUUCGUGGGCAGAUUCUUGGAACAGGAGUAGGGCAUCUUGUUGACCGACCGAAUCAGGAAUUUGCUGUCCCAGUUGGAGUGGAUCCUUCAGGGUUCCUGAAGUCAUGCAGCCGUGAAGGUGGGGUGUCCAUUGAUCUGAAUCACGGAACAACUACACUGGCUUUCAAAUUUCGCCAUGGCGUCAUUGUGGCUGUGGACUCCAGGGCCUCAGCUGGCAGCUACAUUGCGUCGAAGGAGGCUAACAAGGUGAUAGAGAUCAACCCUUACCUGCUGGGGACCAUGUCUGGCAGUGCUGCUGACUGCCAGUACUGGGAGAGACUGCUGGCUAAGGAGUGCAGGCUGUACAAACUGAGGAACAAGCAGAGGAUCUCAGUGUCUGCAGCCUCUAAGCUGCUGUGUAACAUGAUGCUGGGAUACAGAGGCAUGGGCCUCUCCAUGGGCAGCAUGAUCGUUGGCUGGGACAACAAGGGCCCUGGUUUGUACUACGUGGAUGAUAACGCCACACGUCUCUCUGGUCGUAUGUUCUCUACUGGUUGUGGUAGCAGCUAUGCGUACGGAGUGAUGGACAGCGGCUACCACGAGGACAUGACGGUAGAGGAGGCGUACGAGCUGGGCCGCCGUGGCAUCACCCACGCCACGCACAGAGACGCCUACUCUGGAGGAGUGGUCAACCUGUACCACAUGCAGGAGGACGGCUGGAUAAAGGUGUGUAAGGAGGACGUAUCAGAACUGAUCCACCGCUAUAGGAAGGGCAUGUUCUGAUCCCAGAUCAGUUUCUACACCCACACAGACACACUGUGUUCUCUAUCAACUGAUCCCAGCACUGCUCCAAAUAAAGACCGUUUUCAAACUGCAUCCUCUGGAUUGUUUAACCUGAAGGUCUUACAUGCAGUCACAACUUGCUGCAACUGUUACCAUUCCUAUUCAAAUGUACAGUAUGAUAAUCUACCAGUUAUGUACCAGUCCUAUUCAAAUGUACAGUAUGAUAAUCUACUAGUUAUGUACCAGUCCCAGUCAUUGGAAAAUGUUUGUAGGAUUGUUUAAUACAAUACUACAAACCUUGAUUUUAAAUUUCUCUGUAAAGUCUGUUGAGACUUGUGAAAUACACUUGACAACUUUGUGCCUUGAAGCGUUUUAGUCAAAUGUUUUAGCCUACUAAACAGUCGAAUAACAUAGCCGACAGUUGGAAGAAGUAAAAUUCAGAGUCCUUAUCGUUUUGUCGAGCGUAUCUGCUUCCAACAAACUGUUUCCUGAAACACAAAUACUUGUCCCAAACCAGUCGGAUGUGUUUGCCCAGGUGUCUUUUGGUUGGCAUAAUUCUGUAAAUGUCCACCUCAGUAUAGGAGUUCACUGUACAAAUGAAAUUCUACAACCAAAAUGUUUGUGAUAUCAGAGGAAGUUUUAAAUGAAUGCAAUGAAUUUGCCAUAAAACCUGAAGAAGCC